Molecule: messenger RNA, 1585 nt
Organism: Anneissia japonica
Lineage: Eukaryota; Metazoa; Echinodermata; Crinoidea; Comatulida; Comatulidae
Product: tubulin epsilon and delta complex protein 1-like
Exons: 5
Coding region: 245-1423 (392 amino acids)
Source: RefSeq, a predicted model, not a curated record
AUUGUUAAACUUCAAUUUCAUAUUUUAUGCAAAUUGCAAUAAAGUUGAUCAUAUUCGUAUAGAAUGAAAUUACGAUGCGAUUUGUUAAAAGAUAAAGACAAUAAUCCUACAAGAACUGAUUUAUUCAUGUAUAAUAUAACUAACUUGAAAUUGAUUCAUAAAAAAAAUUAUAAUGUCAAAUCAUAUUCAAUAUUUUUGGUUUGAUUAGGUGAAACCACUUUGGACCCUUUUGUAUGAGGUGUGUAUGUUAGUUUGCAGUGAAACAUUAACAUCUAUUCAUCCAGACAGUCCUGAUAUAGUUGCUGCAGUAACUGAUGCAAUAAAAUUAUAUGGUUACCAGAAGCAGGACAUUGGUAACCUGACACUUGAUACAAACACUGGCAGCCGAGAUCUUCUUCUUGCAUUCAGUUGGCUCCUUGCCAAAGAAUGUUUGACAGAGAGGGUUGUUCUUGAUGCUCUUCGAACUCUUCCUGUUGAUACUCAUUUUUUAUACCGGUCAACCAGCACAAAUGAACAUACAAGAGACAAAUAUAUUAAUUUAUCAGGUAUGGCAUUGAGCGACAGAUUUCGACAAGUAGUUUGGCUUUUUGGAAAGUGCAAGAUGAGUUUAAAGAGUCUCAUUCUUUCUACACAAGAAUGUACAGCAUCAAUUCAUGAGAUUAAUUCAUAUACCAAUGGUGUUACAUUGUCUUCCUUCACUGAACACCUCUCACUUCUGGAAACAUUUGUUUUACGAUACCCACAACAUCUGACCAAGGUGCAGAUUAUUUUAGAAAACACAAAUUCCAAGCUGGAUUCAUACUUGAAAUGGAAGGAAAAUGAAGCUAUCUUCUGGAACUGGAUGGAGAGUGUGUUGGAUUACAAAUUACAAGAUUGUGUGCCUCCAGAAGUACCGAAGUUAUACAGCCCUGCAGCACUGAAUACUCCAACAAUGCAUUUGCCUAUUAGAGUAUUACAUUUGCAUAAAUUAAACUCACAGUUACAGACUUUAAUAGAACAGUGGAGUGUGUGUGCUAUUGAUGUAGACAACAAAAUAAAAACUAUGAUUUGUAAAGAAAAGCAAGCUACCAACCCUUCAAAGGUAACAAACAUAAUACAGAAGGAUAUAUACUUAGAAAUAUAUGGUUACCAAUCAAGAAGUGUUCUUCCCAGCAAUGCAUGCUGUCAGAGAUUCAUACACAUACAAAAAACAAAAAAGAAGAAAGCGGAAUUUAAUGCACCACUAAAAAGGACUACUGCGAGGAGAACGUAUACAACUGUAGAGGAGACAGUAGACAUAAAUGACGAACUAUGCAGACUAGAACUAAAAGUAAACGAAAGGAGGGAAACAUUACAACAGCUAAGAAACGACCAUCAGCAUCAAUUAGAAAGUAUGUUUCAUGGGGUCAAAUGUAUAUGUAUUCCUCCACUAGCUAAAAAAUAGUAUACAAUAAUGACUACUGUACUUAUGAGCACAAUGGGAAGAAUAUUUUCAUGAGUUAAAACAUUGACUGUUGUACCAUUCAGUGGGCAGGAGCCGAGAUGAAUGCAACAUUGAAUUUUUCAACUCAUGAAAAUAUUCUUUCUGUUGCACAAAUAAAAAAAA